Lolium rigidum is the source of this 789-nucleotide messenger RNA. RefSeq names its product putative expansin-A30. The transcript has 2 exons. NCBI's taxonomy places the organism in Eukaryota, Viridiplantae, Streptophyta, Magnoliopsida, Poales, Poaceae. The record is from RefSeq and is a predicted model, not a curated record. Gene Ontology annotation, cellular component: extracellular region. Bases 1 to 789 code for a protein of 262 amino acids. Gene Ontology annotation, biological process: plant-type cell wall organization.
AUGGCUUCUGCUGCGUGCACGUCCACGGCCAUCUUGGUCCUCCUUGUUUCUCUGGCUGCCAUGGUCACCACCGCGGACGCCAGGUUCAGGGCCAUGCAGUGGACUCCCGCCCACGCCACCUUCUACGGCGACGAGACUGCGGCAGAGACGAUGGGCGGGGCGUGCGGGUACGGCAACCUGCACACGGCAGGGUACGGCACAGACACGGCGGCGCUGAGCACCACACUCUUCCUGGACGGCUACGGGUGCGGCACAUGCUACCAGAUACGGUGCGUGGGCGCGCCGGACUGCUACAGGGGCUCGCCGGUGAUCACAGUGACAGCAACCAACCUGUGCCCACCCAACUGGGCGCAGGACUCCAACAAUGGUGGGUGGUGCAACCCGCCGCGCACCCACUUUGACCUCGCCAAGCCGGCCUUCAUGAAGAUGGCCUUCUGGCGCGCCGGCAUCGUCCCCGUCAUGUACCGCAGGGUGCCAUGCAUGCGCCAGGGCGGGAUCCGGUUCGCGUUCCAGGGGAACCCACACUGGAUGCUGGUGUACGUGAUGAACGUGGCCGGCGCCGGUGACGUCGGUGAGAUGUGGGUGAAGGGGAGCGCCGGCGGCGAGGGGUGGGUGCGCAUGAGCCACAACUGGGGCGUAUCCUACCAGACGGGAGGGCAGCUCACCGGCCAGGCGCUCAGCUUCAAGCUCACCUCCUACACCACUGGGCAGACUAUCCUCGUCCCCGACGCUGCACCGUCGACCUGGAGCAUCGGGCUCACGUACCAGGCCGGCGCCAACUUCAGAUAG